Bipolaris maydis ATCC 48331 is the source of this 900-nucleotide messenger RNA. RefSeq lists its product as uncharacterized. The record is from RefSeq and is a predicted model, not a curated record. Lineage: Eukaryota; Fungi; Ascomycota; Dothideomycetes; Pleosporales; Pleosporaceae.
CGCUGAAAGCUCAUCGUGAUUCUACUGUCUUUACAAACGUACUGUCAAUCUUGAACAAAUCAGUCGCUGCUCCAAUUCCAAACAACAGCCAAAAUGAAGACCUUCACCAUCGCCUCCCUCGCUGUCUUGGCCUCUGUCGCCAGCGCUCAGCUCGACAACAUCCCUCAGUGCGCUCUUUCCUGCUUCAUCGGUCCCCUCACCAGUGACGGCUGCGCGAACCUUACCGACUUUGCCUGCCACUGCAAGAAGGGCGACACACUCCUUUCCCAGGUCCAGCCCUGCGUGCAGAAGGCCUGCGAGGCUGCCGACCAGGCAAAGGCCAUUGCCGCCGUCGAGUCCACCUGCCAGGCUGCUGGUGUUCCCAUCACCAUCCCCGACACCAGCGCUCCUGCCGCCUCUGCCUCUGCCUCUGCCGCUCCAGCACCAUCUUCUGCAGCGUCUGCGGCUUCUUCAGUUGCCUCGGCCGCCUCCUCGCUCAUCUCAUCCAUUGCGACAUCCGGCACUCCUGUGCCCAUGCCUACCCCCAUCUCUACCGGCACUCCCUCUAUGACACCUUCCAUGACACCCUCUGGCACACCCUCUGCCUCCGGCACUCCUACUUCUUCCGUCUCCGAGUUCACUGGUGCCGCUGCCCAGGCCACCCAGGCCGUCGGUAUCAUUGGUGCCGCCGCCCUUGCCAUGCUCGCUUUGUAAACUACUACCAUGUCUUCUCUCUGUGUUGACAUUUUGAUAUGAAAUCGGGCUAUUAUGGACUACGGAUGGAAAUGGUAAUGAAGGUGUCAUGGUACGACGAUGGGAUGUAGUUCGGGUUUGCUUUGUUUGUACAUCACCGAAUAAGAAAAAGUGAAUAAUCCAGAUACCACUUAAUAUCUACGUAUAUCCUCAUAUCCUUCUGCAUAC